GUCCUAGACAGGAGGAUUCUGCAUAUCCCCAUCAGCAGAGAAUUCGCCAUUGUGGGGUCGUAUCCCCUAGGUGGCUUGAGCUGAGCGCGGUAUCGAUCGCUUCCCAGUGGCAAUGAUGGGGCGUAGUCCCGAGUAGAUAUAUACAUCUGUGCUUGUCCUCGCCCGUGCUUCCUCCUCGAGUGAUGCUUCCCCCGCAGUCACAUCCCGGCGUCGAUUGAAGUGUCAUCUUGGUACUUCCUACCUGUCAUCAUGCGGUUCCCACCACCAGAGGUUCGGAAGACAUGGCCCAAGCCGAACUACGUCGACCCCGUCGAGCGAGGCCCCGGAUUGAUGAUCGUGGAGUUGACGCUGUUACCUAUAGCGGUGAUAUGUGUGGCACUCAGGUUGUGGGUGCGGAUAGGAUGGCUGCACAAGAGUUGGUGGGACGACUGGCUCAUGGUUGUUGCUGUGAUAUUCUCUGCUGGAACGACUGCGCUCGUGAUCAUGGCCACACAGAUGUAUGGCUGGAAUGUCCACGUCUGGGACCUGCAGAUCCACCAGAUGGAGACGGGCAGAAAGGCUUCAAUGGCCGGCCAAACACUAUUUGUGCUUGCUUCCAGCUUUGUCAAAAUGUCCAUCCUCACGUCGUAUUUCCGCAUCGCGCCCGAAAAAUCCUUGUUCCGCAAGCUCGUAUGGGCCACUUUCGCUCUCGUCUUCGCUGCCUUCAUCGUCUUCCUCAUCGCACUAUGGGUACAAUGCAUUCCCAUUAGCAGCUAUUGGAAACUGCUGGCCGACCACCGCGACUGCAUUCCCGAAGGUCCGCCACUCGUAGUCCAGAGCACCCUCAACGUCGUGACAGACUUCAUGAUCUACGCCUUACCGAUCCCGACACUGAUCAGUCUCUCGCUUCCUUGGAGCCAACGUAUCGGCCUUAUGAUCCUAUUUGGUGUGGGUGGCGUCAUCGUCGUUGCAGGGAGCUUCCGAGCAUACUGGAUCCACUUCGUCCUCUUCAGAACCUACGACGUCACCUGGGAAGGGUUCCAGAUUUGGGUUUGGACCGCUGUCGAAACCAAUGUGGGAGUCAUCUGUGGAUGUAUUCCUGCAUUGAAGCCACUCCUCUUUCCCUCUCGCGCCCGAACUCAAGGAUCAAGUAACCGUUCAAAGCCGUACGGCAGCGGACACAGCCGACAGAGAGAGAAGAUCCGCCUACCUGAUGACCCCGAAAAUAUGGAGCUGGACACCCGGGUGUUGACGUCGCAGGAUCAGAGCAUAGCGACUGGGGGUGUUCCAAGCGAACGACCGAUGAGUGGCAGAACUGACAAGAGUCGAUUCGAUGUCGACGUUGAACAUCAGAAAUCGUUCAUGUAUUAGCCUUUUAAUGGUUCUCUUUUUUUCUUUCCUUCCGAGCGGCAGCUGUGUUCGGGGAUCACACUUGCGAUUCCGGCGUGUUGCUUCAGGUGAUUCAGCUUGGGAGGCGUUUUCGUGUCCCAUCACCCACUCUUCGUACGACCAACGAAUUCUUUUACUUCCAUGUCCUUGAGCAGAUAUCCAGGCAGGAAUCCAGGGAAUCAACAAUUAAAACGAUAUGUGAAAC
This is a messenger RNA of Westerdykella ornata, 1573 nucleotides long. RefSeq lists its product as uncharacterized. The record is from RefSeq and is a predicted model, not a curated record. Bases 250 to 1350 code for a protein of 366 amino acids. The transcript has 4 exons. NCBI's taxonomy places the organism in Eukaryota, Fungi, Ascomycota, Dothideomycetes, Pleosporales, Sporormiaceae.